Molecule: messenger RNA, 1301 nt
Organism: Rosa rugosa (rugosa rose)
Lineage: Eukaryota; Viridiplantae; Streptophyta; Magnoliopsida; Rosales; Rosaceae
Product: altered inheritance of mitochondria protein 32-like
Exons: 5
Coding region: 561-887 (108 amino acids)
Source: RefSeq, a predicted model, not a curated record
UUGUAGUGACUGUGAUUGUAGAUUGAAUCUAUUUUCUAUACUUAUUUUGAAAAUUCCUGUUCAUCUGUGUAAAUCAGAGUUGUUUUCGUUCAAUUAUCAUACAAAUUCGCGCAUAGUGCUUCGGAUUUGUUCUCUCUUUUGAUGAAAUUGACCACUGGGAACAGAAUUUUGUAGACUAGGAUUUGUGAAAUUUGUUUUCUGUGUCAGGCAAUGUAUCAUUCACUUCCGAUGCGGUAUAAGAGAGUUGUGGAUCUUCAUAACAUGCUUGGAGGAGAGAAUCAUCAUCAUCUCCGUUAGCAUCACCUUCGUUCUUCAAUUUCUGAAGAAAUGGAGCUGAAACCAGGUCUCUCAAUUCUCGUCACCGACGGAGCUUCUAGAAUUGUUUGUAAUUAGAUAUCAAUAUGGAUUCUGGAACGAGGGGUUCUGUACUUGUUGCGUUAUUUCUCUAGUCGGCUUUCAAGGCCCGCAAGAACGAUAUCUCAAUCAAGACUAAGCUGACGGUGUGUGAAGGGCGCGACGGAACUGAAUUCGCUGACGGCGAUGUGUUGAUUUUCCUGGAUAUGAUCAAAUACCGGGGCUUGAAAGAGUCAGAUGUUGAUAGCUUUGUGGAUGAUGUUAUCGUGAAUGAUAAACCAUGGGCAUCUGAAGCACAGGAGGUCUUGACUGGUUCUCACAUUUUUGUGUGUGCCCAUGGUAGUCGAGAUCGUAGAUGUGGUGUUUGUGGACCUGUUCUCAUUGAUAAAUUCACAGAGGAGGCUGAAUUGCGAGGACUGAAGGAUCAGGUGUUUGUUAGUCCAUGUUCUCACAUUGGGGGCCACAAGUAUGCUGGGAACUUGAUUAUCUACAGCCCUGGUGCCAAUGGAAAGAUCACUGGUCACUGCUGCUAAUGCUAGAAAAAUUCUGAAAAGAGAGAGGUUUAAGAUGACAAUAUACAAACCGGAGAGUGGGAAUGUAAACAUCUGCAAGCAGUUCAAGUUAUACCAUUCAGGUCUGGCUUUCAGCCUGAAAUUGUGACCUUAAGGGAUGAAUCUAAUGGAGUAAUAAGAAGCUCGUGAGGGGAUCUUGCAAUUUGCAAAUGCUACUGAUUGUCUUUUGUCAUCUUCUUGGAAUUAGUUAUAUAUUUAAAAAGUUCAACCAAGGUUCUUAUCAAUAAAUAUGCAUCAUCUAUUUGAAUUACAAUGCAUUAGUUUUCAUAACUCCAUCAUUGAUUUAGGGAAAGUAAAACUAUUUAAUUCUUCUACCAGUUUAGCUGUAUAUGUUAGGAGUUGCUUCCAGUUUUCAGGUAUGGCAAACCUGUCUUU